This is a messenger RNA of Porites evermanni, 7325 nucleotides long. The record is from the annotation of a GenBank genome assembly. NCBI's taxonomy places the organism in Eukaryota, Metazoa, Cnidaria, Anthozoa, Scleractinia, Poritidae.
ACCCACAAAGUGAGUUUACUUGCUGCUGGUGUACUUGGUCACAGCCUUGGUUCCUUCACUGACAGCGUGUUUGGCCAGUUCACCGGGCAGAAGGAGCCUGAUGGCGGUCUGGAUCUCGCGAGAACUGAUGGUUGAUUUCUUGUUGUAGUGGGCAAGGCGGGAAGCUUCGGUGGCGAUGCGCUCGAAGAUGUCGUUAACGAACGAGUUCAUGAUGCCCAUGGCUUUGCUGGAGAUACCUGUGUCAGGGUGAACUUGCUUCAACACCUUGUAGAUGUAGAUGGCAUAGCUUUCCUUUCUCUUUCCCCUCCUCUUCUUCUUUCCAUCAGAUGGAGCCUUUGCCUUUCCGGCUCUCUUCUCGCCUUUCUUUCCUGCAACUUUGGGUGCCAUGUCUGUCGAUCAGAAUGGAAGUGAAUACCCCAGGUUAACACAGAUUGUAUUUAUAACAAAAUCACUAGGGGAUCAAUUAACAUGCGGAUCGAAAUCCUUAAGUUUUAAUUGGUUAUUCUAUUUUAAUGUCAAUAUGCUUUCCGCAUACAUCAUCAUAUUUCAUCAAACACUUAACAUUUUUAAAGCGUGAUUGGUGCGUUUCGAUCCUAUUCAAAAUUUGCCUCGCGUAUAAACUGUAAAGUUUUUAGCUUAAGUUUAUUCACUCGUGCAUAAUCGAGCUCAAUUCUUCAUUUGAAAACAUGUCUGGUCGCGGUAAAGGAAAGGCAAAGGGCACCAAGUCCAAAAGCCGAUCAUCCCGAGCAGGGCUUCAGUUCCCUGUUGGACGUAUCCACCGUCUUCUUCGCAAAGGCAACUAUGCUGAGCGUGUUGGCGCUGGUGCCCCAGUCUACUUGGCUGCAGUGCUCGAGUAUUUGAGCGCUGAAAUCCUCGAGUUGGCGGGUAACGCUGCCCGUGACAACAAGAAGACUAGAAUCAUUCCCCGUCACCUUCAGCUUGCUGUCCGCAACGACGAAGAGUUGAACAAACUGCUCGCCGGCGUCACCAUCGCGCAAGGAGGUGUUCUUCCCAACAUCCAGGCUGUUCUCCUUCCCAAGAAGACUGAGAAGAAGGCAAAAGCUUAAACAGUGCUUUCCUGAUUGCAAAAACAAACGGCUCUUUUAGGAGCCACCAUAUAUUAUAAAAGUCAUGACCAUAAGCAGAACUAUAUAUGAACUUAGUAGAUACUCCCUUCUUCGAAUGAGUCGAUGAAGCCAACAAGAAAUCCCUUGUGCACUGAUCUUUCAUUCUUUCCAGUAAAAAUUGCGUAAAUAAAAAUUGGAAAGCUAUGCUCGGUUCAUUGCUGAGUUUUUUAGUAUUGGUCAUCACUUCCUUGCAAUUACGGGUAUACAUAAAUUUUAAAAAAGGUACAUAGAAAGCGGUGACUUCACAACGUGUAGAAAUCUGGCGAACUGUAAUGACUCACACAGUCAACCUUUACGACCGUAACGAAUGCAAAUCAGUCCCGACGCGCGCAAUCUAUCUUGAAUUGUAACGGCGUCCUUUACGAAGUUGAUUGCCGUUAGGCACAAACUGACGAUCCUUUAACUUAGGAAUAAAUAACGAUUAUCUUUAAAAUUUACUCAUACUCCAUUACUAACGUGCGGUUCAUUAGUUAUGACUGGUAAAUAUUUGGUGGCUCUUAAAAGAGCCGUUUGUUUCAGUGUGUAGCGCAAUGAUCUAGCAGCCAUUCUUACGUUUAAAACGGCCAUGGGUCACCCAGGGUAUAAAAGUUUGUCGGGUAUGCAUAAAUUUUAAAAAAGGCGGGUCGAAGACAUAUUUAAAAAGAGUAGAAAUUGCGCGAACUAUAAGAUCAGUGAAAGAUGACUAGACUAAAGUAAGUUCGAAUACUGGUUGAUGACAAUGUUGUUUUCUGAUGUCUGAUAAGAUUAACGUUGCAGAACAUUUGUUUUCACUCUAAUACUGAGUUCCGCUGAAGUCAACUGUGACGAUCUAACAAAUGCAAAUCAGUUGUUACCGACGCGCGCAAUUUAAAUUAUAACGGCAUGCAGUUGAUUGAUUUUAGGCAAGAAGUAAUGAUCCUUAGAAACUCGACAGCGAAAUUACACAAGAAUGAAAGCGAUUAUUUCUGAAAGUAACUUAUAUUCCAAAAUUUAACGUAUAUUCUGUUAUUACUGUAACACUUUCUUCAGUGCCCAAACUAACGAGAGGUGUAUAUUAUGAUAAAGAAAACACCUUGUUGGUUAUGACUUUUAGAGAUUUGGUGGCUCCUAAAAGAGCCGUUUGUUGGAGUGGGUAACGCAAAGAUCUAACCCUAAAUGGAACCUGAUUUGCUCACUUUUCUAACCCUAAUGGCUAAACUUUUGAGUCAUUCGGCGCAGGGCGGCCAUUCGACGUACUGCAAAAUAGAGUGACCGGCCAAGCUUCUCGCUCUCACUGCAUGGUGGCAAACUACGUAUUGUCUUUGUUGUGUUGACGAAAGAGGAUUUAAACCAAGUUAAAUGAGAGAGACUGUAAAAACUACAGGGAGAGGUUUAAAGAGUAGAAGUUUUCCUAUCUUCCAAAUGUUUCUACACAAAAAGAAAAUCGCAGGCGCAACAAUUAUACGACUUUAAAGGAAAAAUUAUUUCAAGAUUCACUGGAGCGAAAGGAUAAAAGGUUAGAUAUCGUUUGCUACACGUACCUUAACUCGUACAUAUUUGUGGUAAUCGCUUACGUUCAAGGCUUAGCUUUCAAUCUUUUAAUUCUAGAAGUAAUUUAUUUCUAUGUUACAACACUUUAUUUGACAAAAUCCACAGAAAACUAGCACAGAAGAAUCGUGCGCCAUGUUCGAUCAUUGUCUCCUCAGUGGUCCGCAUACUACUCAUUUACAUCACUUCGCAGUAUUCGGGUGUUCAAUCAGUGCUUUCGUAUCCGAAGGUAUCGUUCGAAGUCCAUCAUGUCUGAAGUUGCUCAAACAAAGUCACCGGCUAAGAAGAAGCCAUCUAAGCCUAAAAAGCCAGCUGAUCAUCCACCAUACAGUGAGAUGAUCAAGGCUGCUAUUGUAGCUCUGAAAGAGCGAGGCGGAUCUUCGCGCCAAGCCAUCGAGAAGUACAUCAAAGCCAACUACAAGGUUGGUGAAGUCGGCCCACACUUGAAGACGGCUCUCAAGAGAGGAGUUGCUGCUGGAAAGUUAGUACACACCAAAGGAGUUGGCGCUUCUGGCUCCUUCAAGGUGCCCAAGGAGGAAAAGAAGGCUCCGAAGAAACCGGCGAAGAAGCCAAAGAAGCCCGCCGCCAAGAAGGUAGCAAAGAAACCCGCGGCUAAAAAGCCAGCGGCGAAGAAACCAGCGGCUAAGAAGAAGCCAGCCAAGAAAGCAGCAGUUAAAAAGCCAAGUAAGAAAUCGUCACCGAAAAAGACUGCAGCAAAGAAACCAGCCGCCAAAAAAGCUACAGGAAAGAAGACAAAGAAGCCUGCAGCCAAAAAGCCCGCCAAGAAAACUGCCGCCAAAAAGCCCGCUAAGAAGUAAAGCGCAACACUUCUUUACAAACAAACGGCUCUUUUAGGAGCCACCACAUAAUAAAAAGCAAUAACCAAUGCAAGUAUUUAUACUACUGCAGCAUGCAGUGUCUGACUGUAUUCAGAGCUUUCGAAAGGAAACAAACAUGAGACAAAAGUGCUCCACAGGCAGCCCAAUAUAUAUAACACACUGAAAACAAGGGGCACACAUCGCACGUACGCACCCAUACACUAACUCACGGCCAGCCCAGGUUCGGGUUUCUCAAAAUAGAAUUAUUUUUAAUCCGUUGUUUACAGGUGACGUUGUAAACCUUUUUUUUGUUGUUGUUGUUGUUCUGGGAACACCUUUUUUUUUAAGGAACACCUUACUAUACUGGUGGUCAAAAUGUGUUUCUUGGACCCCAAGACCCAGCUAUGGUAACUCAAAAUGACAGUUGUCUUGUUAGCUGGCGGGGGGAGGCAGGACAUGGAGUGCAUAGGGAUUUGACAUUUUUUUCAAAAAAUGUCCUUCAAAUUCCCUUCCUACGGGCAAAUCAUUCAAGUCAUAUGCACAAAAAUUUCCCCUCCCCAGGCUACACAUGAUUGCCUUUGACUUAAGUUUUACCUAUGUUCUGGUGCUAGUAAAAGCAAUAACUGACAUCUUUUACUGAAAUGCGACAACAGUAUCAAAACAUUUAAGUCCCACACAGCAUUGUAGUCAUGUCAAAACUUCAACCUUAUACUGAGCCGAGCUAAUCUAAAUUAUAGAAUAUCCACGAGUGGUCCUGUCCCAUUGAUAAGAUUAAAAGAAUGUGAUGUUAGNGAUGAUAGUUUCUAACAAUUAACAACGACAACUUAGGAAUAAUUGUUUUCUAUCAAUCAAAAGAACCUUAUGUGACUUAUAGGAUCGCAAUGCUAGCCUAGAUCAUAGCAAUAUUUUACGAGCAGUCUUGGUUAACCAAUGAAAUCGCAUAGUUUAUAACCAAUCAGCAAAAAGCGCGCUAAGUAUAAAGUAUCGUGGAGGGAUAUUACAUACAUUAUUCGUGGACUUUUGAGUUAGCAGAAAUGGCACGUACAAAGCAAACUGCCCGUAAAUCGACUGGUGGAAAAGCUCCACGAAAACAGCUCGCCACAAAGGCAGCUCGUAAGAGCGCGCCUGCAACUGGAGGAGUCAAGAAACCUCAUCGUUACAGGCCUGGUACAGUUGCUCUUCGUGAAAUCCGUCGUUACCAGAAAUCAACCGAGCUGCUAAUCCGCAAGCUGCCAUUCCAGCGUCUUGUGCGAGAAAUCGCUCAAGACUUCAAGACCGAUCUGCGUUUCCAGAGCUCUGCUGUGAUGGCUCUUCAAGAAGCAAGCGAGGCUUACCUUGUUGGUCUGUUUGAAGACACCAACUUGUGCGCCAUCCACGCUAAGCGCGUCACCAUCAUGCCCAAGGACAUUCAGUUGGCCCGCCGAAUCCGCGGAGAGCGUGCAUAAGUGCAUUGCUUCUAGUUCAAACCAAACGGCUCUUUUAGGAGCCACCACAUCAAUAAAAGCAAUGACCAACAACCAUGACUUACUGUCAAGUAGCCCAAUUUGUCAGUUUCAACUGUUUUUCCAAGGGGAGUAAAGCACCCUUUGUCUUCAGAAUUCUAAGUUGGAAACUUAAAAAAAAAUCUUUCUGAGAUUAACAAAAAGGGGAAAAAAUCUCCAUUUACAAUCAUCACUAAACCAAACGUGAUGGUUUCUGUAGUAAGUGAUCUCUUGAUGUAUUUUCGCCCACUAAAUUUGUUAAUGAAAUAUGUAAGAACGCUUUAAAGUUGUCUGAUUAUUCUCUGCAGCGAACACCAACGUUGGCAAGACUAAUACACGUUCAAUGAAAAUUUUCUAUUUCAUUUUUGUACUAGAUCGCUCCUUUCAUUAAGUGAGUCAGUAGAAAAGUAAUUUUUCUAGAACUACUCAGUACUACUAUGAGUAUCUAUCAUCAGAAAAGACCGUAAGAACACAUGCCAAUAUUUUUACAAUACAAAAUUUGUAUUUUUAAAAUGUAAAAAUAUUAGCAUUUAAUGUAAUGAUAUACGACCACGGGCUGCCUGUCAAGGUUCAGCUAAAGGUUUUCAAAAACACCAAAUAGUUGCACUAAAAUCUACUAUUCUUUAUCUAACCUAAAAUUCUUAAAUCUGGUUCGCUAUAUCUAGCCGUAAAAGGCAAGUUAGCGAUAAAGCAAACGCACAUUUUCCAUAAUACUGGUUUGAAAUGGUUACAGGUCGUUUCGACUCAGGUGUAUUCAGUAGAUGUGUAACUAAUUUCACAUACUCGGCUUAACAGGAAUAUUCCCCCGAAAUAUUCUUCUUACUCACGUGCAAAUUACACUUAUAGUGAUCAAACUUUUUGUGUAAUUUAUUUUCAGUGCUUGAGAUCGUUUCGAAACGACUUUUUUAAACAGGUUUCCUACAAGUUUGGUAUUGUUGAAAUCCUCUCAAAUUCAGUCCUGUUGAUCGACUUCCCAUUAAAUCACCCAGCUAAUAUCCAGCAAAAAGUUAAAAUCGCUAGACCUAAACGAAAUUCACUGGUUUUCGAUGAGAAAGAAGACCCACGCAGGAGUACUGAAUAUGCAGAACGACAAAAGGCCGCCGCUGAGCGCCGAAUAACUAUGAAGUUUAGUCCUUAUGCUUAUAGCGUUACGAAAAUCAUGAACCAAGUUUCAGAUUAGUUUCCCCAGUAUAAUGACCCUAAAUGGAACCUGAUUUGCUCACUUUUCUAACCCUAAUGGCUAAACUUUUGAGUCAUUCGGCGCAGGGCGGCCAUUCGACGUACUGCAAAAUAGAGUGACCGGCCAAGCUUCUCGCUCUCACUGCAUGGUGGCAAACUACGUAUUGUCUUUGUUGUGUUGACGAAAGAGGAUUUAAACCAAGUUAAAUGAGAGAGACUGUAAAAACUACAGGGAGAGGUUUAAAGAGUAGAAGUUUUCCUAUCUUCCAAAUGUUUCUACACAAAAAGAAAAUCGCAGGCGCAACAAUUAUACGACUUUAAAGGAAAAAUUAUUUCAAGAUUCACUGGAGCGAAAGGAUAAAAGGUUAGAUAUCGUUUGCUACACGUACCUUAACUCGUACAUAUUUGUGGUAAUCGCUUACGUUCAAGGCUUAGCUUUCAAUCUUUUAAUUCUAGAAGUAAUUUAUUUCUAUGUUACAACACUUUAUUUGACAAAAUCCACAGAAAACUAGCACAGAAGAAUCGUGCGCCAUGUUCGAUCAUUGUCUCCUCAGUGGUCCGCAUACUACUCAUUUACAUCACUUCGCAGUAUUCGGGUGUUCAAUCAGUGCUUUCGUAUCCGAAGGUAUCGUUCGAAGUCCAUCAUGUCUGAAGUUGCUCAAACAAAGUCACCGGCUAAGAAGAAGCCAUCUAAGCCUAAAAAGCCAGCUGAUCAUCCACCAUACAGUGAGAUGAUCAAGGCUGCUAUUGUAGCUCUGAAAGAGCGAGGCGGAUCUUCGCGCCAAGCCAUCGAGAAGUACAUCAAAGCCAACUACAAGGUUGGUGAAGUCGGCCCACACUUGAAGACGGCUCUCAAGAGAGGAGUUGCUGCUGGAAAGUUAGUACACACCAAAGGAGUUGGCGCUUCUGGCUCCUUCAAGGUGCCCAAGGAGGAAAAGAAGGCUCCGAAGAAACCGGCGAAGAAGCCAAAGAAGCCCGCCGCCAAGAAGGUAGCAAAGAAACCCGCGGCUAAAAAGCCAGCGGCGAAGAAACCAGCGGCUAAGAAGAAGCCAGCCAAGAAAGCAGCAGUUAAAAAGCCAAGUAAGAAAUCGUCACCGAAAAAGACUGCAGCAAAGAAACCAGCCGCCAAAAAAGCUACAGGAAAGAAGACAAAGAAGCCUGCAGCCAAAAAGCCCGCCAAGAAAACUGCCGCCAAAAAGCCCGCUAAGAAGUAA